AUGAACCUACAUAAUAGUAGCAAUACCCAUUUAGAAUUGAGGCUUGGAAAUGAUUUUUCAUCUGGAAACUGCCAUACUCCUCUUUCGAACCAUCCAAUAUCAAUAUGUCCAGCAGUUCUCUUCGGUUCAUCAUUCACGAAUAUUUAUUUCAUUUUUGAAGGAAUCGGUAUUAAUUUGGAAUUAGGCACGACUGUUUCAACGGGGAAUAAAAUUUUCCGUAAUUCUAAUAGUUUGGAAAUUCCACAACCAAUUGAAGUAGAAGCGAAAUCAAACUUGUCAUUGAUGUUGAAAGAAGAGGAACAGGGCGAAGAAGUUUUGGCGCUGCCAAGUCCGGGAACAUUGAAUGAUAUGAUGUCAAAAGUUCAAAUCAGUCUCAAAUGUUGUGUCUUUAUUGUUAAAUUAUCAUUUUCGUUGUUGGUAUCGGCGCCUUAA
This is a messenger RNA of Brugia pahangi, 432 nucleotides long. NCBI's taxonomy places the organism in Eukaryota, Metazoa, Nematoda, Chromadorea, Rhabditida, Onchocercidae. The record is from the annotation of a GenBank genome assembly.